Molecule: messenger RNA, 1386 nt
Organism: Emiliania huxleyi CCMP1516
Lineage: Eukaryota; Haptophyta; Isochrysidales; Noelaerhabdaceae
Gene: VPS31D
Product: vacuolar protein sorting protein 31D
Exons: 10
Coding region: 1-1386 (461 amino acids)
Biological process (GO): protein transport to vacuole involved in ubiquitin-dependent protein catabolic process via the multivesicular body sorting pathway
Cellular component (GO): endosome
Molecular function (GO): protein binding
Source: RefSeq, a predicted model, not a curated record
AUGAAGGGCGCGGUGGUCGCGAAGCUGGCGGCGCAGGCGUACACCUUCUGCAAGGAGGCGGCCUUGCGUUGCUAUGCGUCUCAGCGCUGCGUGACGCGUGCGAGCGCGAGGGCCCCGGCGGGGACGCGGUGCAACCAGCAGGGCGUGGAGGGGCCCGCCAAGAAGAAGAAGGCCAACCCGUACUUCCAGGACCCAAAGGCAAACAUGACUCGCGACGAGCGAGAGCGGUACCAGGCCGAGACGGCGGACAAGGUCGCGCCGCCGCUGCUCCUCUCCCUCAUCGCGCAGGCGGAGGCGCAGGCGACGCUCUUCGAGUCGUGGGCCCAGUUCCACGCCGCCUCGGAGCACGAAGACGCGUACGAACUGGCCCUGGCCCUGACCCCUGACUCCGGCCGCCUGCGGCUGCGCGGCUCGCAGGUGGCGCGGCUGCGGCGCGCUUCGGAGCUCGUCGGCGAGGCGGCCGCCAAGGCGGCGGGCGUGCCGGGCGGCGAGGCGUGCGCUCUGGCGAUGAACACGGCGGCGAACAGCAUUCGCGAGGCCGAGGCGGUGGCGGAGAAGCACAACGCCACUGUCUACAUUGAGAGGGUGCCGCCGUUCUCGUCGCUGCCGACGAUCGAGCCGAAGGCGAUUGCGCCGCCGCCGCCCGAGGAGGACGACGACGGGCGCGACUCUGCCCUCGACUCGGGCUUCGACCCGUUCGCUUCGCUCGUGCUCGAGGACGCCUCUGUCUACUACGCCUCGCGAGACGACGUGUUGCGGCAGCGCAGCGGCGAGGGCGAGCCGGGCGGUGCGAGCGGGCUUGCCGCGAUCCUCCGGCGAUGUGUUCGAGCGGAGCUCUUUGCGAUGGGGCUGCCGCACGCGCUCGCCGCCUGCGACGACGACGCGAAGCUUCCGGCGGCGCUGAGCGAGGCGGUGGCAAGGGUGCACGGCUCUGGCGGCGCGGCGGCGCUGGGCGAGAUGCUCGCUAACGACCUCGACUCACUCGCCAUGUCGAUCGACGCUCUCCUCGAGGUCGAGGAGGGCGCCGACGCGCAGCUUCACCAGCAGCACGGGGAGCGGUGGGCGUGCGCUCUCACCGCCGAUGCGCGGCGCGAGCUGGCGCAGACGCGAGAGGAGAUCGCGCAGGCGGAGGCUGCGAACGAGGCGCUCUCGACGCACCACGCCGACCACGAGGAUUGCCUCUCGCUGCUCGACCUCGACGCGGGGGCGCUGGCCGGGAGGGUGCCGCAGGCGGAGGAGGGGUCGCGCCUCGCCGACCUCGAGUGCGUCGGCGACAUCCGCACCCUCCUCGCCUCCCUCUCCUCCUGCUCCGAGACUCGCACCGCCGCCAUCGCCGAGGCUCGCGCGCUCGCGGAGCGGGACGACAUCACGGCGCGCGAGAUCUAG